Eleginops maclovinus (Patagonian blennie) is the source of this 4622-nucleotide messenger RNA. RefSeq lists its product as uncharacterized. Gene Ontology annotation, molecular function: DNA binding; zinc ion binding. The record is from RefSeq and is a predicted model, not a curated record. The transcript is spliced from 6 exons. Lineage: Eukaryota; Metazoa; Chordata; Actinopteri; Perciformes; Eleginopidae. Bases 170 to 826 code for a protein of 218 amino acids.
CGUCAUGGUCGUUGUUUCGAAUGUCGCGAGUUAGCGCUGGGUAGGAGGCCGCGCACUCUGCUGGGGACAAAACUUGUACAAAUUUGAAGCCCGAGGUCGUCGACAGCCGCCGGUAACUUGAAUUUAAGGAAUUUCCUCUCCCAUCCCCCCUUGCCCCCUCUGUCAGAGCAUGGCUCAGGAGACCAAUCAGACGCAGGUGCCAAUGCUUUGCACUAUGGGAUGUGGUUUCUAUGGUAACCCCCGAAACAACGGCAUGUGUUCGGUCUGCUACAAGGAAAACCUGCAGAGACAACAGGGAGGGGGGAGGUCCAGCCCCCCGGGAGAGAAAGCUGCUACAUCACCGGCAGGAUCACCAGGGUCAGCCGGUGUGACUGUGGAGAGCACAACCUCAGAGCCCAGUACAGAGGUGGCAGGAACCCCACCUGAGGAACAAACAACCAGUCCCAGCUCUCCCAGCCCAGUAACUCAACAGAUGACCGCCAUGAGCAUCUCCCAGGAUUCGGCAGCUGUAGACUCUGAUCGAGCGGAGGCUGACGACGCCGAGGAGGAGGGAUCUUCCAACAGCUCAGAACCAGUCGGGGAAGCAGCACAAGCUUUGUCUGAUAGUGACCAAACUCCAGAUAAAAACAAGAAAAAGAACCGCUGCUUUGCUUGCCGGAAGAAAGUGGGCCUCACUGGUUUUGACUGUCGCUGCGGGAACCUGUUCUGUGCCAUCCACCGCUACUCGGACAAACACGACUGUCCCUACGAUUACCGGAGUGCAGCGGCCGCCCGCAUACGCAAGGAGAACCCCAUCGUGGUGGCUGAGAAAAUUCAGAAGUUAUGAGGACUGAGUGCAUAAAAAAAAAAGUCUCUGACUUUUUUAAUUGAACAAUGGCGACUUGGAUGAAAACACCUGAUAUCAUGACUUCAUUUGUUCAUGGUAGACUAAGGGGGGCGGGUUGGGGGUACAGCCACUGUCCAGAUGCUUCCCUUACUAGCAUCUCCCUCUCUCUCCACUAGUGACUGCGGCUGAACCUGUGUGUUUGUAUGAAAGUGUGUGUGCACAUUUGCUUGAGAGUCAGGGAGAGAGCCAUAGGGGCCUGGUGGACUUAAGUGUUGCUGCGGGGAGGGGAGGCUUUUUUGAUUUUUACCCCCUUUUUUUGUUUCUCAACUUUGGGGAUCGUGUGGGUUUAUUUUUAUACAAUCCCUGAAGGCAGUUGAAAUGAGACGGGGGGGGGGGGGGGGGGGGGGGGGGUAAGCUGUUAAGGAAUGUGUCCCAGCCUGGAUAAUGACACCCGGGUCAAUUAAGAAGCUUUUUUUUAAAAAACCCAACUGGGAGAUUUCAUUUAUCAGCAAGACCUUUUAAGGGCUUUGGAAUCUAAUUUUUUUUUUUCUCCCAGACUGAAAAUGAUGUCAACUUCAUGUCAAAUUGGCAGAUUUCUUUCCCUCCCAUCUCCUCUUACCUUUCUCACCGAACAUACGUUGAACUCCCAAGUCUCUGCAUUUUCCAGAAGUGUUUUCUCUUUGAUAUAUUUACUUAUCAUACUGAUAUUGGGUGCAUGAACAGUUAUUGGAGGGGCAAGGGUAGGGGAGAACCUUGACUUACCUGAGUGAUUGAAUUCUGUGUUUUAUUUCUCCUUUUUUUUCUGUUUUAAUGAGCGUAUGACAUCAGAAGAUCUAUAUUAAUAUAUUGUAGUUAGCUUGAAUUGUGUGAUUGCAUUCUAUUUAUUUUUUAUCGUUUGGUUGGUCUGUGCUGGAGGAUUGGCCGCAUGUGUCAGCAAAUCAUUAAGAUUUGCACUUAACCUUUUCAAUUAUAUUUAAGUAAUUUCCAUCUUGAUUAUAUAACCAUUGAAUUUUUAAAAAAAACCUAAGCUCUGGCAUAAUGGAGUAGAGUCCAGUUAAGCCAUUACAGUUAACAGUUGUGCAGUAAAACAUCCGUAGAUUUUGGAUUUGGAAACAAAGCACAACAAAGGGUGUCAACUGUAGAACACACCUCAGUUUCAUUCAGCAUCUGGGUCAUUUGCAGUUUAAAGUUGAUCUGUGUAGCACAGGGGUGUCCAAACUUUUUUCACCGAGGGCCAUAUACAGAAAAAUAUACGAAAAGCUGGGCCACUUAUAGAGGUGAAUAUCGCCUCAUAAGUGAAGUUAUAAGUUAGUAAAACAAAUCAAGUGUAGGUGAAUAAUGCGCAAUACUUGAAAAUGCUUUAAGAAAAAAACAGCCUACAUCCCGUCUCUCUUUAGGGUUUCAUUUAUUUGGUGGGCAGCUCAUUCCUUAAAACAGAAACCUCAGAUUGCUUGCUUGAGUAAAUAUGAAGGUUAAAUUUCAAGCUUGAAUAUAAGACAAGCAAAAGUUUAGUUUGUGGGCCUUAUUGCAUUAUACUUUUAUAAUUUGCAGAGGGCCGAUUCAAAAUGGCCUGCGUGCCGCAUUUGGCCCCGGGGCCGUAGUUUGGACACCCCUGGUGUAGCAGGUCAUCUAAAGAAAUUGCCUGAUUGAUGAGACGUUCUGUAAGGCAGUGUGUUCUCCUUUAAAAGCGCUUUCUGUUCUGUGGAGUCAGAAUAAAGCUCCAUGUUUCUCUAACCACCAGCAGACCACUGACACAUGCUGGAUGAAAACUGACCCGGGUCGCGGUGACUCUGCACGUUGACACACCUUCCGCUCAGCUCAAUGUCACGAUGCUACAGAGAUGCGUGCUGUGCUUUCUCAAUGUGCUCAGAUCCAGACGUGUCUCUACUGCGAAGACCGCUUCUAGCUAGCUUCUACUAGGAAGAUCCGACUUACCUGCAUGUGUGCAGUCAGACGUAGGAUUUGCUGCGCUGUUUGAAACGAAGCGGGAAUGUCUAAGAAGCCACACGGCAGUAGCACAAUGCAUGGCUGGAACCCUAAGGUUCAAGUUAACAGGGCUCUACGGUUUUUCUUUUCAAAUGUAAAUAACAUACAGCUCCUAUUCAUAUAGUAUAAUCUUAAUGUAGAUUUUUGCCAGGUAAUAAAGGUGGGGGACUAUGGUGAUGAAUAGUACCAUGUGUAUAAAAGUGCUUUUCAGUAUCCAAAAAAUGAAAUGUGCCACAAAUGGCACUCAUCUCCUUCCCCUCCAUCUUGUUCCCUUUUUUAUUUAGUAGUUAUUAAUCUGCCCAUGUUAUGUCCAAAGUAUAUUCAUUACCUUGAGUUUCUCCCACAGGCAAUGAAGCCUCUUUUCUACGAUACUAGUCAGAUUUUUAACAAGCCCCUUAAGCUUUAUUAACCUUGCUGAAUAACACAGUCUCCCAGUCCAUGCUUUUAUCCCGUUGCUGAAGUCGAUUCAUAGCGUAGCGAUAAUACUGAAAGCUAGGAAGAUCCCUUGUGAGAUGCAGAGGGGGCAAUUGAGGUUUAUCCCUUUCAUUAUCAAGAGCUUACCUUGUAAAUGUUGCUCAAUCUUGAUCAUUAAAUAUUUAUGAAAGAGCAGUAGAAGAGUUGCAAGGGAUUUCCAGACUAUGUAUUUUCAAAAUACACCAAUGCAGAAUGUAUUGGAUGUGAAUGACACUUAUCCUUGUUUACACAGAAUACCUUGUUGGACCUGGUUGAGUUUAGUUCUGGUUCUUUUUUAUUGGAAACUUGAUCAUAAUUUCCUGACUAAGUAUGACUGUGGGUGACAGACAUGUGUUAAUGGCUUUGUGAGUUUGUGUGCCAACCCUGAGGUUAAGUUGAUCAUCUAAAGCCCCCGACUGUGAUUUAAUUACCACUGGUGGAAACUUGAAAUUCAAAAGGAGUUUAUGGGGAUUCUGAGAUGAUGUUUAAGAGAAAAAGUGUCAUAUUCAGGGGGACUUGUGUUUGCAGCAGCUCUGCAGUUUGAUUUUCCCUGCUGUGUUUCUUUAUAUAUUCAGAAUAUUCAAGCUUGCCUGCCUGGUUUAAAACCAUUUCAAAUGUCACAGGACAAGACAGAUUCAAAGUCCUUUCCAGUCAUUUCCUUAUAAAUGAUUGUUCAGGUUUGUAAAUCAAGAGGAUUUCCUGGUUUGCACUUGUUUUCUAUUGACUGCUCAUAUCAACUCCCCCCUUUUUUCUUAAUAAACAUGGGCAGUUUGAAUGUAAACCACCGUCAUUCACAUAAUCAGCUGUAAUGUCAUUUACUAAACUACAUGGCCCUGAUAUUGACUUUGUUUUUGGGUGGAGACACAAUUUUCUUACCUGGGACUCAGGACAGUUUGAUCCCUCAUUGUUUUGACUGUUUGUGAUGAAGGCACCAGCAAUUACGGCAACCAUACUUCAAUAAUAUAUAGAUAUUAUCAGUACAUAAACAAUUUCUCCUCCUUCUGUUCUGUUGCUUCGAUAGAGUUUUGAUGUCUUCAGUCCCGUCUUUAGCACAACCGUUCAUAAUCAAUGUCUUCAUCGUGCGAGGGGUUUGAUUGAUAAUAAUGAUGAACCUGUCCGUUGUGAUGAAUCUGUUUUGAAUUCCGGUUUCACUGCAGAAAUCUUAAUAAGAUGAGCUUGAGGGACAUCAAACCAACUCUACAAUGUUCACAGAGCUGUAGUUCUUGUCCCUUGGCACUCCAGUCCCCCAGAAACACCACCAGAUAUCUUUUUAUUUUGUUUUUUCUUUUAAAGAUUUAGGAUUGUAUGAUGUGUAAGAGUAAGUAUAAAACAAUAAAUUCACAAAGUUUAUUUUAAA